Mucor velutinosus is the source of this 4206-nucleotide messenger RNA. RefSeq lists its product as uncharacterized. Lineage: Eukaryota; Fungi; Mucoromycota; Mucoromycetes; Mucorales; Mucoraceae. Gene Ontology annotation, molecular function: guanyl-nucleotide exchange factor activity. The record is from RefSeq and is a predicted model, not a curated record. Bases 1 to 4206 code for a protein of 1401 amino acids. The transcript has 6 exons.
AUGUCUCAUCAACAGCAACACUAUUAUGAAGGUGGAGGACAUGGCACGCCCAGUGCGCAAGAUGAAGUAGAAGCCAUGUUAAACUCGUUAGUCGGACCUCAACCCCACACUUCUCGCUCAGGUGUCUAUGAUUACAAUAGUAGCAACUAUUUCAAUUAUAAUCAACAGCAGCAACAGCAGCAGUACAAUAGCAACCUUGGUCCUCCUCCACAACUUCCGCCUCGCAAUGAAAGUAGCGGCUAUUUGGGAAACAACAGCACGAUGGAAGGUUCAAACAAAUACUACUAUCAUAAUAGCCAUAGCAACAGUACUCCUGACAAUAACUAUGGUUACCCUCCUCCUUCUUCCUCCAACACCUAUCCAUCAAAUCACCCAUUGCCACCCACGCCUCUACCUCAAAGGGUGUCUUCGGUUACUGCAGAGACAACUUCAACGUAUCCUCCUAUUGACCACAAUAACAACAACAGCUACAGUACCAGUUUCAUCGACCCAACAUACCAGCAAAACAUCCCCAUGCCUGUACCUCACUAUCAACAUCAUCAGAGACACGCAUCCGGUGGCAGUAUCGAGAGUGCUCCAUAUCCUCCACUUCAAUACCAUCAGCACCAGCGCAACCCAAGCCAAGGCACGCCACCUGGAUCGCCUCCUCCACAACAUCAACAAGUAUAUCCUCCCCUCGGUUACCCUGAUGCCACUCAAGAAAUCAUCAAUAAUUCUUACAGACCUAAUUUUACCAACCACGUAUCGGAUGUAUCGUCACUCGUCUCUACUCCCUCGACAAUGGACACGCCUCCGCCUGUUUAUCCGCCAGCUAAUGUAGGUGGGUUUAGACCUAAUCCAACGACUGUGCCUCUCCAGCAACAGCAGACACUGGAACAGCCCAGUCGUAGACAGCCCUCUGCUCUGCGCAAUAAUAUGAUCAUGACGAUUGAGCGUCCUCGUUACAGCUAUUUGCCUGAUUCAAUUAAUACAGAUGGGCUUGGAAAUGAUGGGGAAAUGCCGUUUGUGCCUGUGUCACCUGAUACGGAUAGUGAUGAAGAGCAGUAUUUUACGGAACAGCACCAUGCCAAUGAGUACUCUCCUGCUACAACCACGCCCAGUGCUUCUGUCAUUCAAGAAUACCAACAAAAGCAAUCGUACCAUCAGCCUCAGCCAGAGCAGCACCAUGAGCCUCAACAGCAGCAGCAGCAGCAGCAGCAGAGCUCAGGCACGCAAUACAUUGAUCCAUCCAGCUACUACAUGUAUCCUCCUGCCAAACAGGAUUAUCAGCCUGUUGAACAACAGCCUCAAACGCCAUCGCCACCAUCCACUCAACCUGAGUUUUCCCAAGACGUUCAAGUGGUGCCUGUUGGCACUACAUCAUCAACAGCAGCAGCAGCAGCAGCAGCAGCAGCAGCAGUACCCACCCUGGAAGAGACUCCAAAAGAAGUUAUCCUCGAACCCAACUAUGGCCUUGUAUCCGUCUUAUCUGUUGCAUUCAUGCGAAAUGUCAAGGGCUUGGAAAACGUGCGAGAAUUGUGGUGUGCUAGUGAAUAUAAUGAGUCCUUCACCGGAUCUGAGGCUGUCACCAUUAUCCGCAACCUGCUCAAGGAACAAGUGCCUGACGAUUACUGCAUUUUGGUGUGCAAUGUAUUGAUGCAAAGCCAGCCUCCCUUGUUCUCUCCAACGCAGUACUCUCAGAAAUCACUGAUCUCUAAUUCGGUCAAUGCAGAAGACACGUACUUUUUGGAAGAAGACAUCACUGAACAGAAUGUGCCUGAAGGUGUGAUUUCUAGUUUGACGCCCUGUUACAGUGUAGCAUGUCGUCCUGGACUUGGUGGUUGUUAUUCCUACUCUUGUCCCAACGUGGGCAAAGACUUUAUCGUCAACAACAAGGCGCAAACUACUGUGUCUCAUGAUGCAGCGGACAAGACAACAAGCUCGUCUCCAGCUGGCGGUUGGUUGGUCUCGCAUGAAGCUUGGUCUGCUAGAAUGGACAGAGAGUUCUUGCUGACAUUGGAUAAAAGGGAAAUUGGAAGACAAGAAGUGCUCAACGAAACCAUCUAUUCUGAAGAAAAGUAUUUGGCUGAUUUGAGAAUUUUGCAAGAGGUGAUUGUCAAAGGUAUUGAGCAAUCUGGAGCCAUCGAAGCGGAUCGUGUGGGUGCGUUCAUCAACACCGUCUUCAACAAUUACCAAGAGCUGCUGCAGAUGAGUGAAGCCAUGUUCAAGGACAUGCUGGCCCGCUACCAUCAAUAUGAAAAAGAAUGUGUGCCUACGAUUGGUGAUAUCCUUGUUCAGCACAUGCAGUUCUUUGAAGAGGCUUAUGUCAAGUACAGUCCUCAAGCACUGUUGGCAAAAUACUUGGCUGAAGCAGAGAUCAAGAAGAAUCCCGAAUUUGAAAAGUUUACAAAGGAAAUUGCCAAACACGAAAGAACCAACCGUUUACCCAUUUGGCAUUAUUUGCUUAGUCCCGUCACACGUAUGCAACGCUAUCCCUUGCUGAUUGAGGCUCUGCUGAAAAAGACGCCUCAAGAUCAUCCUGACCAUGUCUUUUUGACCCGCAGUUACGAGAUUAUCAAAUCCGUGGCUCACAAGGCUGACAACACAGCAAACCACAUCAAGAAGCGUCUGGCCAUCUUGCAUAUCCGUGACAGCAUUACAUUCAAGCAAGGCGAAUACCAUGAGCUGCAGUUGAGCGAUCCCAACCGUCGCAUCUACCACAAGGGCACGUUGAAACGUCGUAGCGGCUCCUUGGACGUGGCUGAUAAGAAUGACAUUUAUGCCUUUGUGUUUGAUCACAUGUUGCUCAUGACCAAGCUUCGAAAGACGAAUACGGGCGAAGAGUAUCGUAUCUGGAAAAAGCCUAUUCCGUUGCAGAUGCUGGUGGUUCAGAACAAUGCAGCCAAUGUCAAGUACCAAAUGUCUGGCACUGCAACUUCAUAUACUAUCCCUGGUGGCCAAGUAGCGUUGAUCUUGCAUCAUUUGGGUUCUCGUGGUGGUGCCGUUUAUCCAUUCUUUUGCUCAUCUUUGGAAGAGAAACAAGUGUGGACAAAAGCCAUUGAUGAUGCCAAGGCUUCGCUGAGAAAGCGUCAAGGCGAUGCAGAUGUCUUUGAGUUGCGUCCCUUGGAUGAUGUCAAUUUUAGAAACAUUGGUUCCGGUCAAUCCAGCGGCACAACCACUCGCGUCAACUGUUCCGUGCCCUUUGUAUCCUCGAGAAACGAAAAGAAGAUUGCUAUUGGUACUGACAACGGUGUCUUUUUUAAGACGGAGGGACAAGACAAUUCUGUGCGUCGUAUUAUUCAGUGUGAAAGUGUCAUCCAACUGGCCAUCAUGGAAAAGUACCACAUCCUGAUUGUCUUGACUGAAAAGGCAUUGCGUGCUUAUCCAGUGGACGCUUUGGAUUCAAAGAGUAACACUAGAGCCAUUGAUCGUAUCGAGGUUGAAAUUGCUCAGCAUGUCAACUUUUUCCAAAUCGGUUUUUGCAAUGGUCGUGAUAUGCUUGUUUUCAAGAAAAAGAAGAACACCACCAGCGUGUUUACGGCAUUGGAGCCUUUCUGUGAUUUGCGUGAUCCCAAGAACGAAAAAUUGUUGACGCAUCGACCUUCCAUCUUUAGCAACAGGCCUGAUUAUCUGAGAUGGUUCAAAAAGUACAAGGACUUUUACAUUGGCGCUGAAGCAAGCAAUAUCCAUUUCUUGAAGGCCAAAUUGAACAUUGUGUGCGAGAGAGGUUUUGAGGUCAUAGAUCCCGAAAAUUUGACUGUAGGCCGUGAUAUCCCUGAUUCUGAAGACCCUGAAUUCUACUUUGUCACUCGCCAUCAAGAGCCCCUGAAGCCUUUGGCCAUGUACCGUAUUAACGACAAAUUUUUGCUCUGUUAUGACAAGUUUGCCUUCUAUGUCAACAACAGAAACGGCUCUCUAGUACCAAGAGCAGAUAAGAGAAAACCUGCUACUGUUUGUGAUUGGGAAGGCACACCUGCUCAUAUUGUAUAUGAACAUCCCUAUAUCAUUGCCAUUGAUCCAUACUUUAUCGAAAUAAGACAUGUAGACACAGGUGAACUGGUUCAAAUCAUCUCUGGUGAAAACAUUCGCUUGGCUUAUUACAACGGUGGCGGAGAAAGACCCAUUAUUCAUGUGUGUAUGUCUCACAGCCAAAAGCCUGAUACACAAGCACUGUUCCAUUUGGUUUUGAAUAAUCAUCGCAACUCGUCAGGAUACCCUCGACGAUAA